AACUUAGAACUCAUUGUACUUAGCAAUAUGUUCAAGUUCGUGAUCUUGUUGUCGGUUGUUGCCUGCGCCUUUGGCGCUUCUAUCCCUGAGGGUCUCCUCCCCCAGUUGGAUGGACGCAUCGUUGGAGGUACCGCCACCACCAUCGCCAGCUUCCCCUGGCAAAUCUCCCUCCAGCGUAGUGGCAGCCACUCCUGCGGUGGUUCCAUCUACUCUGCCAACAUCAUCGUGACUGCUGCUCACUGCCUGCAAUCCGUCUCCGCCUCCACCCUUCAGGUUCGCGCCGGCUCUACCUACUGGAGCUCCGGUGGUGUCACCAGCGCUGUUGCUGCCUUCAGGAACCACGAGGGUUACAACUCCAACACUAUGGUCAACGAUAUUGCUGUCAUCCGUCUGAGCUCUUCCCUGUCCUUCAGCUCCAACAUUAAGGCUAUCGGUCUGGCUUCCUCCAACCCAAGCAACGGUGCUUCUGCUUCUGUCUCCGGCUGGGGUACUCUGUCCUAUGGAUCCAGCUCCAUCCCCUCCCAGUUGCAGUACGUCAACGUGAACAUCGUCAGCCAGUCCGUGUGCGCUUCUUCUUCCUACAGCUACGGUAGCUCGAUCCGCUCAACCAUGAUCUGCGCUGCUGCCAGCGGCAAGGAUGCCUGCCAGGGUGAUUCCGGUGGCCCAUUGGUCUCCGGUGGUGUUCUCGUCGGUGUUGUCUCCUGGGGUAUUGGCUGCGCCUACUCCAACUAUCCCGGUGUCUACGCCUCUGUUGCUGAUCUCCGCUCCUGGGUUGUCAGCGCCGCCGGCAAUGUUUAAGAACUUGUUCAAAUAAAAGAAUACAAUGAUAUAACAAA
Messenger RNA from Drosophila nasuta, 836 nucleotides. Its product is annotated as trypsin delta. The record is from RefSeq and is a predicted model, not a curated record. Gene Ontology annotation, molecular function: serine-type endopeptidase activity. Bases 28 to 798 code for a protein of 256 amino acids. The transcript has a single exon. Gene Ontology annotation, biological process: proteolysis. Lineage: Eukaryota; Metazoa; Arthropoda; Insecta; Diptera; Drosophilidae.